Molecule: messenger RNA, 2844 nt
Organism: Eurytemora carolleeae
Lineage: Eukaryota; Metazoa; Arthropoda; Copepoda; Calanoida; Temoridae
Exons: 9
Coding region: 346-1785 (479 amino acids)
Source: RefSeq, a predicted model, not a curated record
UCCACAUUUUUCACCAGAUAAAGGUUUUCAUGGUAUUCGAUUUGAAUUUGACAGAAUCGAAGGUCUCGCAUGAUUCUUUAAUGGAAGAAACUGUAUAAAAACUAUAUUAGUGGAUUCAUUAAUUUUCUUUCCGCCUUUUUUGGUAAAAAUAAUCAAACUUAAACCGUAAAUUUAACGGAAUACAGUCGUCGUCGUCGUCUUCGUCGUCAUUGUCGUCGUCGUAUAUAUCAAUAAAAUAAAGAAAACUUUUGAUUUAAAAAUCGUCUUCAUCGUAUUAAAAUAACCGUUGACCACUGAGGAAAACAAAAUAAUCCUUAAUUGUGUAAAAAUGAAGAUAUCUCUGCAAUGGUUGAUCACGAGGAAGAAGAUCAGCAGAUAGAUGAUCUUCUCUACGACUUUAUCAAACAUAUUCCCCAGCAUGAGAAAAAAAAUGUUCUCAAAAGUCUGAAACUCAAAUUUCAGCGAAGACGAAUGUCCGUGGCUGAGAUCAAGGAAGCAAUAAACCCAAUACAGAUCAGAAGAAACAGCAUUAUUCAGAAUUUACCAAACCAAAUAUUUAACCAAGUUGAUGAACAAGAUUCAGAAGAAGACGACCCCACUGAUGAGUCAGAUUGUGAAAAUGAUGGGGAUAUGGGAGUGUGGAAAAAGUCAAAUUUUGAGGAUAUCAUGCUUACUGAUGGUUCUAAAGAUGCUCCUGCAAAAGUGGAAGAUGGGAAAGCAAAUCCCAGGGAUUCCACUGCAAGUCUUUUCUCUUUUCUCAACAAGAUUCUUAACUAUAAGAAGUCUGGGGAUAAUGAUUUGAAGAUUACAAAUGAAGAAGAUGUUACUGAUCCUUCCAGCAAGUUUAACAAAGAUGAAAGUGCAGCAAAUAAUGCUGGUAGUCAACAGGAGGGUAAACUUGAUAAGGAUGAGGAAGCAUUUUAUGCCGCGUUGAAGGAACGCUUGAUUGAAGAAGAAAUGGAAACUCUUGAUGAUACAGCCAAUUCAACAUCUAAUGCGGAGACUUCAGGGAAGAUUUCUGAAAAGGAUAGAGCUUUGGCUAAUCGUAAAAGUUUGUCAAAACUUCAUGUAGAGCAGUUGAAUAAAAAAAAGGAGGCAAAAGCUUUGGAAGGAGAUACUAGCAGUCCAGUUGCCCCUUGGCUUGAUGUUGCUGAACGGGUUAACGGUCAUCCAAAAAAUAGCGCAAACAAGGACGAAGACCCAGCAAAAGAACGUUUUCGAAACAAAAGUUCAAAUCUUCCCAGGACGGAGAAUGAAAAUGAAAAUGAGGAUCUUGAUUGUUCCACAAAGAAGAUGGAGAGAUCUGUCCACAAACAAUGGUUGAUUGGGAGAUGGUUUGCUAAAAACGGUGAGGCCAAAGUCAAUGAAGAUACUCGUAACGGAUUCCAGGUUGAUAAAGAAGCUAGUAUGGAUCUUAUCAAAGAUAACGAAGAAGACAUUGACAAGUUGAAUACUCUUGAUGCUCCUGAACCUGAGAGUGUAAAAACUAUGGAAGCUGGAAAUAAAUCUUCAUCAGACAAAAAGAUUUCCGUUUCUGACCAGUUUGCAAAAAUGGAAACAAAUAGGAGUAGAAAGUCAACAGGGGAAAAAACAGGAUUGGCUCGGAUGGCAGACGAUUACAUUGAUCCCUUUAUUGUUGCAUAUUUUGAUGAGCCUGAAAGCGAGGAUGGGGAUGAGAACAAUGCCAGUACAACAAGUACAGUCAAUCAGGUUGGAGCACAACCAUCCACCAGGAGAAGAUGGAAGAGAUAUCUGUGCAGUGAAUGCUGCUGUUCAAUUAUUUAAUCAUUUUAAGUCAAGUACAGUGGUAGGCGAUUAUAUCAAUACAAUAAAAAAGACAUUUCAAGUUUGUUAAUAGAAAGUUGGUGAACAGCUUGGAUACAGAUAUAAAUAGAAGUCAAGAGAAUCUGCUAGUUAAAAAAGCUUCCAUUUGUUUACUUGUAAACUUGUUUGUAAAACAAGUUAAGUUUGUUAAUAAUCAAAACUCAAAUGAAUUUUGUGUUGAUAAAAUCGCCUACCACUGUAUCUGUUUAUUGAACACUACUGUUCACUGCAAAGUGAACACUUUACACUGUACAAUACUGUACAAGAUUAGGUUAGUCUCGAUAUUAAGAGAAAGAGAAGAUCAAGGAUGAAUCUUGAUAUCCACCAUUUUAAAGUUUUCAGCUCAGGUCACAAAAUCAUGCCAGUAAUUCAGCUUAAUAUUAUUUAAAGUUCUGUAUACUAUGAUUAAAGUUUUACCUUGUGUUUAGCAUUUUUAAAAAUUGUAUCAAGUUUCUGAACGAUAACAUAUCAAUUUGUAUAUCAAUUUAUAAAAUCCCCCCCCCCCCUCUUUCCUUGGUUUCACUUAUAUUUACAGUCGUCGCGUUGUAUAAAUUAAUACAAUGAAGAUGCCUUUCUUUUUUCCGUCAUUCUUCUAAUUAACAGCUUCUCUUUGUUACCUAGUAAACGUGUAAUUUGAAAAAUGUUUGUUAUGAAUGUUUGUAUGAUGCCCCACUGCAAUACGACUUUUAAAAGCACUGUUAAUCUGUGGAACUGUACAUGUAAAGCCAUGUGAACAUUGUGAACCUCUAUUUUUAAAGUGCCAUGUCGAAUUCAAUACGUUGUAUACCCUUUAAACCUCCAUCGGAAGUGUUUUUUUAAAAAUUUUUGAUGAAUUGAAUUGAAACUCCUGCAUAAUCACUGAAGCAUAAAAACCAUUUUUUUCUUACCAAGUUUUUUUACUGAAAGAACGAUUUUACUAAACGAUCCCGAAGUGAGAAAACGAACACAAUAUAUGGAAAAAGAACGAUAAUUUUUAGAAAUUACGAAAUCAUUUUUUUUUAAUGAUUGAAAAAAAACGAA